AUGGCUUAUCUAGUUCAUUCUCUACGGGUAGACUCUAAUGUCCCUUGGAGGACUUGCAAUAACACAUGGAAUACCUACCGAUGUCGGUCAGAAUACGAUCCAGUAACUUGUGAAAAUAAUCGUUCAAUUGCUGAUUAUUUUAACGUUAAAAUAUUAACAGCCGAUCAUUUAAAUGAAUACAAAAAACAAUUUUUUAUUGGCCCUAAAGUUAAUUUUACAAUAUGUACGGAAGCGGAUAUGAAUGUACACUCUCCCGUCAAGGAAUUUUGGGACCGUCGCGUAUUGGGUAUUAGCACAGGAAUUGAACAUGUCGGCUCUUUAAGGCAUGAUUUAGCCUUGUAUUUAAUGAUUUGUUGGAUGAUUUGUUAUUUUUGUAUUUUUAAAGGGGUUAAAUGGACCGGAAAGGUUGUUUAUUUAACCGCUUCUUUCCCUUAUUUGAUGCUUUUUUGUUUGUUAAUACGUGGAUUGUCGUUAGAGGGUGCUAGUUUAGGCCUAGAAUUUUAUUUAAAACCAGACUUUUCCAAACUUUUUGAAAGCAAAGUUUGGGUGGAUGCAGUCACUCAAGUAUUUUUCUCUUAUGGCCUAGGUUUGGGUGCUUUGGUUGCUUUAGGCUCUUACAAUAAAUUUCACAAUAAUGUUUACAAACAGGCACUGACUGUUUGUUGUGUAAAUAGUGGAACUAGUGUAUUUGCAGGAAUACUUCAAUUACCCUAUACAAAUAUUUGGUCAAUUUUAUUUUUUUGUAUGGUGCUAUUUUUGGGGGUUGAUUCACAAUUUUGUACUAUGGAAGGAUUUUUUACUGCAAUAAUUGAUGAAUUCCCCCAUUUAAUAAGAGGAAGACGUUAUGGCAGGGAAAUUUUUGUUUUGAGUAUUUGUGUAAUUUCCUACAUUUGUGGGUUGUCUACAGUUACUGAGGGUGGCUUUUACGUCUUCCAAUUAUUCGAUUUUUAUGCUGCUUCUGGUUGGGCGCUUCUUUGGCUUUUAUUCUUUGAAUGUAUAGCAAUUUCUUGGAGUGUAGGAAUUGACCGUUGGUAUGACCAUUUAUACUCGAUGAUUGGUUAUUAUCCGAGUAAAUGGUGGAAAUUUUGUUGGGUUUUUACUACACCUGCUGUUUGUAUGGGUGUAAUGAUUUUUGGUUUAUUCAAAUACCAACCUCUACGUAUAGCUGCUUAUAAUUAUGAUUAUCCACUUUGGGGGCAUAUUUUUGGUUGGUUUUUGUCACUUUCUUCAAUGCUUUGUAUACCCAUUUAUGCUAUUUAUGCUUGGAUUGUUACAGAAGGAACUGUUUCUGAGAAAUUCAAAAAGCUAUUUCGACCGGAUGUUGAUUUAAUAAGCACAACUGAUGGCAAAAAUCAUCUAAAUACUCAUACAAAACCUGUUGCUGAUGGAAUUUGUGAUGGGGAUGUUUUUGAAUAA
Meloidogyne enterolobii is the source of this 1416-nucleotide messenger RNA. The record is from the annotation of a GenBank genome assembly. Lineage: Eukaryota; Metazoa; Nematoda; Chromadorea; Rhabditida; Meloidogynidae.